Messenger RNA from Psammomys obesus (fat sand rat), 425 nucleotides. RefSeq names its product lysosomal Pro-X carboxypeptidase-like. The transcript is spliced from 3 exons. Gene Ontology annotation, biological process: regulation of blood vessel endothelial cell migration; angiogenesis involved in wound healing; negative regulation of systemic arterial blood pressure. Lineage: Eukaryota; Metazoa; Chordata; Mammalia; Rodentia; Muridae. Gene Ontology annotation, molecular function: dipeptidyl-peptidase activity; serine-type exopeptidase activity. The annotation marks the transcript as partial. The record is from RefSeq and is a predicted model, not a curated record.
GUUGACCACUUUGGGUUUUUUGACACAAGAACUUUUAAACAGCGGUACCUAAUAUCUGAUAAGCAUUGGAAGUCAAAUGGUGGAUCAAUACUUUUCUACACUGGUAAUGAAGGGGACAUUGUCUGGUUUUCCAAUAACACGGGGUUCAUGUGGGAUGUGGCUGAGGAGCUGAAAGCUUUGCUGGUGUUUGCUGAGCAUCGGUACUAUGGGGAGUCCCUUCCCUUCGGUGAGGACUCAUUCAAGGAUUCCCAACACCUGAAUUUUCUGACAUCGGAGCAGGCUCUGGCUGAUUUUGCAGAGUUAAUCAUACACUUGAAAAGAACAAUUCCAGGAGCUGAAAGUCAACCUGUCAUUGCCAUUGGGGGCUCUUAUGGUGGCAUGCUUGCAGCCUGGUUCAGGAUGAAAUAUCCUCAUAUAGUAGUCGG